AUAAUUAGAGUCAGUCGCAACCAUUUUGCCGUUACUUAACAUUGACGUUGAAUAUGUUGAAAACUUCCAUUACAGUCUUCCUAGAAUAGAGUUACAUCCACUUGUCAUUUUGAAACAUUAUUGUUCACAGGAGUUUGUUCACACCUCUUGAAAUGUUUUGUUGUUGAAAGAGUUUGGAGUCUUCUAAUAUUAUAAUGGUUUCGAUGGUAGUUUAGGCUAGUCUCUAGUAUUGGGUUGCAGCUGGUGCAAUCUAAUGUAAAUUUGAGGGGAUCUAUAUAGCAAACCUUUAUUGAAAAAUAAUUUAGGCUAUUUGUUUUGGUGGAAAUGUUGUUUUCUUCCCCUAGCAACAGGCAAAAUGUAUCAUAAUAGUCCCUAAAACAAGUCAAAUUCAGCUGCUUUCGUAAUCCUCCUGUGGACACCGGGAAGGAAGGAUGCCCGAAGACGUCAUGACUGCAGGACUCUGCUUCCAUUGAUAGGCCUAUUACGGGAGGAGGAGGACGUUUCGAGGAAUCACUGGAUUGAAGGUGGUUAUAGAACUGAGGCCGACCUGCUGAGGUAGAGGUGGGAGGCUGAAAAACAUACUCUGGAAAACAUACUCAAUAAAGUGUUAAAAUCACUGCUGCAGCAUAGACAUUCGAUUGAAACCCUGCUCCUUUUGGCGCGAGGGCGUCUUCUGAUUUUCUUCAAUUUACAUACAGUGAGUUCCCUGCCCUUUCCGAACCAUGCCGUCUUGGUGCCCUCUCCUGUGUCGCCUAGCCAUGCUACUCUGUGUGUGGGCACCAUGCCAGGCCCAGUCGGACACCGAGCUUCCCCCUGGCACCCCCAUCAUCCAGCUGCGUCUGGCAGGGGACAAACGCAAGCACUACGAGGGCCGGGUGGAGGUCUACUACAAUGGCGAGUGGGGCACGGUGUGCGACGACGACUUCUCUAUCCAUGCGGCCAACAUAUUGUGCAGAGAGCUGGGCUACGUGGAGGCCGUGUCCUGGUCCCCGUCCUCCAAGUACGGCAAGGGAGAAGGUCGGAUCUGGCUGGAUAACGUCCACUGUUCGGGGCAGGAGAGAACACUGGCUCAGUGUAAGUCCAAUGGCUUCGGAGUGUCCGACUGCAAACACUCUGAGGACGUGGGAGUGGUGUGUAACCAGAGACGCAUCCCCGGCUUCAAGUUCAUCAGUAGCUUCACCAACAGUGUGGAGAGUCUGAAUGUCCAGAUAGAAGAGGUGCGCAUCCGGGCUAUCUACUCCCAGCGUAAGAGGGUCCCCAUCACAGAGGGCUACCUGGAGGUGAAGGACGGGGGGAAGUGGAGACAGAUCUGUGACGAAGAGUGGACAGAGAUGAACAACAGGGUCAUCUGUGGGAUGUACGGCUUUCCUGGAGAGAAAGGAUACAACACUAAAGUCUACAAGCUGCUGGCCAAGCGGAGGAAGAAGAACUACUGGGACUUCGGAGUGAACUGCACAGGGAACGAGGCCAGCCUGCAUGGCUGUAAGCUGGGCCACAAGGUGGAGCUGAAGGGGAACACCACCUGUGAGAAGGGGAUGCCCGUGGUGGUGAGCUGUGUCCCAGGACGGGCAUUUGCUCCCAGCUAUACCCAGGGCUUCAGCAAGGCCUACAGGGUGGAGCAACCCCUGGUGCGUCUGAGAGGUGGGGCCAACACAGGAGACGGGCGAGUGGAGGUGCUGAAGAAUGGCAAAUGGGGCACCGUCUGUGAUGACAGCUGGAACCUAAAGGCAGCGUCCGUGGUGUGUCGAGAACUGGGCUUCGGGAGUGCAAAGGAGGCCCUCGCUGGAGGCAGGCUGGGACAAGGAAUGGGCCCAGCCCAUAUGAAUGAGGUGGAGUGCUCUGGAUUUGAGAAGUCCCUCACAGAGUGUUACUUCAACAGAGAUGCCCUGGGCUGCAGUCACGAGGAGGAUGCUGCGGUUAGAUGUAAUGUUCCUGCCAUGGGCUUCCAGAACAAACUGCGUCUGAGCGGUGGGCGGAACCCGUUUGAGGGGCGUGUGGAGGUGCUGGCGGAGAAGAAUGACUCGCUGGUGUGGGGCACAGUGUGUAGUGAUAGCUGGGGCACCAUGGAGGCCACGGUCGUGUGCAGGCAGCUGGGCCUUGGGUUUGCCAGCAACGCCUUCCAGGAGACGUGGUACUGGCCGGGAGACGUGAGGGCUGAUGACGUGGUGAUGAGCGGGGUCAGGUGCUCAGGAACGGAGAUGACUUUGGCCCAAUGCCUCCAUCACGGGAAACACCUCCACUGCCCUCGAGGGGGAGGGCGCUUCGCUGCUGGAGUAUCCUGCUCCGAGUCGGCCCCAGACUUGGUUCUCAACGCUCAGGUGGUGGAACACACCACAUACCUGGAGGACCGGCCAAUGUACAUACUGCAGUGUGCCAACGAGGAGCACUGUCUGUCCAGCAGCGCUGCCACAGCCACACCCUCCUCCUACCGUCGCCUGAUGCGCUUCUCCUCCCAGAUCCACAACAACGGACAGUCCGACUUCCGCCCCAGGGCUGCACACAACUCCUGGGUCUGGCACGACUGCCACAGACACUACCACAGCAUGGAGGUGUUCACCCACUAUGACCUGCUGAGCCUCAAUGGCACCAAGGUAGCAGAGGGACACAAGGCCAGUUUCUGUCUGGAGGACACCCAAUGUGAAGAGGGUACUGAGAAGAGGUACGAGUGUGCUAACUUCGGACAGCAGGGCAUCACUGUUGGUUGCUGGGAUACGUACAGACACGACAUCGACUGUCAGUGGAUAGACGUGACAGACGUCGUGCCAGGAGACUACAUCUUCCAGGUUGUAAUCAACCCCAACUAUGAGGUGGCAGAGUCCGACUACACCAACAACAUUAUGAAGUGCAGGUGUCGAUACGAUGGCCACCGGAUAUGGAUGUACAACUGUCAUAUAGGUGGCUCAGUGAGUUCUGAGUCAGAGGAAUCCUCUUUCCCUGGCCUCUUGAAUAACCAGCUGGGACACAGGUAGUGUGGAUGGACUCGAUAGAAAGACUGGGAGGAACAUUUUAUUUCACGAAACUGAUGAGAAUGACCAGCAAG
This is a messenger RNA of Oncorhynchus keta (chum salmon), 3040 nucleotides long. RefSeq names its product lysyl oxidase homolog 2A-like. The coding region runs from base 723 to 2969 and encodes 748 amino acids. Gene Ontology annotation, molecular function: protein-lysine 6-oxidase activity; copper ion binding. Gene Ontology annotation, cellular component: membrane. Gene Ontology annotation, biological process: peptidyl-lysine oxidation; sprouting angiogenesis. NCBI's taxonomy places the organism in Eukaryota, Metazoa, Chordata, Actinopteri, Salmoniformes, Salmonidae. The transcript is spliced from 14 exons. The record is from RefSeq and is a predicted model, not a curated record.